Grus americana (Whooping crane) is the source of this 1599-nucleotide messenger RNA. RefSeq names its product zinc finger protein 330 (gene NOAZFP). Gene Ontology annotation, cellular component: nucleus. Gene Ontology annotation, molecular function: zinc ion binding. The transcript has 10 exons. The record is from RefSeq and is a predicted model, not a curated record. NCBI's taxonomy places the organism in Eukaryota, Metazoa, Chordata, Aves, Gruiformes, Gruidae. Bases 169 to 1134 code for a protein of 321 amino acids.
CGGGGGACGCUGAGGGAGAGGCGGCUGUGCCGGCCCUCCGCGGCUUUCCCGUUUGAGAGCGCGAAGCGGUAGCUGCUUUCCCCAGAGAUAAGUGCCGAGAAAUACGGAGCACGGCGAUCCAGGUUGGAAAGGUGUUGCGACACGGUUUGGGGGCCUAGAGAGUGAAAAAUGCCUAAAAAGAAGACUGGUGCUCGUAAGAAAGCUGAGAACCGUCGUGAACGUGAAAAGCAGAUAAGAGCUUCAAGAGCCAACAUAGAUUUAGCCAAACAUCCUUGUAAUGCUUCAAUGGAAUGUGAUAAGUGCCAAAGACGACAGAAGAAUAGAGCUUUUUGCUACUUCUGUAACUCUGUUCAAAAAUUACCCAUUUGUGCACAGUGUGGAAAAACCAAAUGCAUGAUGAAGUCUUCCGACUGUGUUAUAAAACAUGCUGGUGUGUACAGUACUGGACUAGCAAUGGUGGGGGCAAUCUGUGAUUUCUGUGAAGCUUGGGUGUGUCACGGGAGGAAGUGCCUCAGCACACACGCAUGUAUCUGCCCUCUCGCAGAUGCAGAAUGUAUCGAGUGCGAAAGAAGUGUCUGGGACCACGGAGGCAGAAUAUUCGCCUGCUCUUUUUGCCACAAUUUCCUCUGUGAAGAUGAUCAGUUUGAACAUCAAGCCAGCUGCCAAGUUCUGGAAGCAGAGACAUUUAAAUGUGUUUCCUGUAACAGGCUUGGGCAGCAUUCAUGCCUGCGUUGUAAGGCUUGUUUUUGUGACGAUCAUGUGCGAAGUAAGGUUUUCAAGCAGGAAAAAGGAAAAGAGCCUCCCUGCCCUAAGUGUGGCCAUGAAACUCAGCAGACAAAAGAUCUGAGCAUGUCAACACGCUCUUUGAAGUUUGGCCGACAGACCGGAGGUGAAGAUGCAGAUGGAGCUUCUGGUUAUGAUGCCUACUGGAAGAGCCUCUCCUCCAGCAAGGCUGGGGAUGCAGGUGACCGUGAGGAUGAAUAUGAUGAAUAUGAAGCAGAAGAUGACGAUGAAGAUGACAAUGAUGAGGGAGGGAAGGAUUCCGAUACUGAGACCACAGAUGUAUUCAGCAAUUUGAAUUUAGGAAGGACCUAUGCUAGUGGGUAUGCACACUAUGAGGAACCAGAAGAUUAAGCUUAGUAUGCUGGCAAGCUAAAAUCCCUCGGAAGGAGCCAAGCAAUGCUGCCCUUGAAUUGUGUCCAUGCCAGGAGGAUAGUUCCAUCAGGUACUUACAUAUCAAAGUUAGGGACUUAAGAGUGUGGGACUUCUGCAGUAACUCCAAGUGAGAUUUUUUUUUUUUUUGCUAUAAACCAACAUUGGGUUUGGACUGGGGGAGAAAACAGGAAGAUUUUUAUUCCCCUAAGCAACAGAAGUGGUUUUGUCCUUUAGUUAAACCUAUACUGAGUAUAAUGGUUCAAUGCCAUUUUCAGCUAUUAAUACAGGAACGUGGAAGAGCUGUACAACUUGCUUCCAUUUGCUCAUCGAAAUUUUAAGUUAUUUUUUACAAUAAUUUUGUUAACUGAUUUCAUAAAAUUAAUGUAGUGGUAGGUUGAUGACUGCAUUUUUGUCUGCACAAUAAAAGUCAACUGCAUUCUCUAA